AGGUCCAAUUUUCAGCAUCUAGCCAUAUGCUCAUCCUGCACCUUCUUUUGUGAACGUGCAGAGAGCAGGCUGCUCUCUCUCUCUCUCUCUCUCUCUCUCUCCACCAUAAAUCAUUUCUCCUCAACCUAGACCCUGCUGUAAUGCCGUGCUUUUGACAAUUGGAGGGCGGCCCACAUCGCUGCUUAUCCCCCCAGGUGGCGGCUGUAGCAUCAGAACUUUGAUCUUGCGGGGUUUUUGGGGGGCGGAAGAUUGGGUUUUCUUGGCUCUGGAAAUCUGUCCAGGUUCGUCUCUUUGUCUGAAGCGUUUGAGGUGGAUUGGAGUGAAGAUUUUCGGUUCGGUGGGCUCAAAUCCUCGGUUUCUGGCUCGGAUUGGGUUAUUCUCGCCCAGAUUCUUGGUUCUUGGCUCUUGCACCAAAGGUUCCAUUCUGGCUCUUGCCGAAAUUGAAGGGGAAGGGUUCGAUCUUGGGAGCAAGUUCUCGCUGAAGAUUUGAGGUGGCAUUCGGAUUUGGGCUAUUUGUCUCGUGUUCUUGGUUGUUCGUGAAGGAUUUGCUGUUUGCUUAGACCAAGCUGAUCGUCGGUCUUGGCCUCCUCAGAUGUGCGGAUUUGGGGUGGAAUUGCAGUGAGAAGGCCAAAAAGAGUUGUUCCUGAUCCUGGUUUUGGUGAUUUUAAUUUCCGGUGCUAAAUUUGGGAAGUUCAGGGAUUCCAUUUUCGGUUGAUACGAAUGGGAAGUCACUUUCGGCCGAUGGGGAGCUCUCAGGUCUGAGGUUUUGAGGUGGGAUUACGACCUGAAGGUUGAAGGAGAUGCUAAUGGCGUCGAUAUCGGAUAGCGAGACGACCAACCGGGGAAGCAUGUGGGAGCUGGAUCAGAACCUUGAUCAGCCCAUGGAUGAGGAGGCUAGUCAGCUGAAGAACAUGUACAGAGAAAAGAAGUUUUCAUCAAUUUUGUUACUGCGGCUCGCGUUUCAGAGCCUUGGCGUAGUAUUUGGUGACUUAGGUACAUCACCAUUGUAUGUUUUCUACAAUAUCUUUCCACAUGGUGUUGAUGAUGAUGAAGAUGUUAUUGGAGCUCUGUCCUUGAUCAUUUACACACUUACUCUCAUCCCUCUGAUGAAGUAUGUUUUUGUUGUCUUGCGAGCCAAUGAUAAUGGUCAAGGUGGCACAUUUGCUCUUUAUUCUCUACUGUGCCGGCAUGCAAAGGUCAGCACUAUACCCAACCAACAUAAGACCGAUGAAGAAUUAACCACAUAUAGUCGGCAAACUUAUGAGGAGAAUUCACUUGCAGCAAAAGUGAAGAGAUGGCUAGAGGGACAUGCAUAUAAAAAGAACUGUCUUCUUAUUCUCGUUCUCAUUGGUACAUGUACCGCCAUUGGAGAUGGAAUCCUCACUCCUGCUAUAUCAGUUCUCUCUGCAUCAGGUGGAAUAAGGGUUCAGAAUCAGAACAUGAGCACAGAUGUGGUUGUAAUUGUUGCUGUGGUCAUAUUAAUUGGCUUAUUCUGCAUGCAACACUAUGGGACAGAUAAAGUUGGGUGGCUCUUUGCACCUCUAGUGCUCCUUUGGUUUAUUCUAAUUGGGAGUGUUGGGGUAGUGAACAUACACAAGUACAACAGUUCUGUUCUAAAAGCAUAUAAUCCGGUCUACAUCUUCCGGUAUUUCAAACGAGGGAAGUCUGAGAUUUGGACAUCUCUUGGAGGGGUCAUGCUUAGCAUCACAGGAACUGAAGCAUUGUAUGCUGAUCUAUGUCACUUCCCUGUAUUGGCUAUUCAGAUUGCCUUCACCUUAGUGGUGUUCCCAUGCCUUCUACUGGCGUAUACUGGGCAGGCUGCUUACAUUAUCGACCACAAGGACCAUGUAGCUGAUGCUUUCUAUCGCUCCAUCCCAGGUCCCAUAUACUGGCCGGCCUUCAUCAUAGCAACUCUUGCAGCUGUAGUUGCAAGUCAAGCAACUAUAUCUGCUACCUACUCAAUAAUAAAGCAAGCUCUUGCACUGGGUUGUUUCCCCCGUGUCAAUGUUGUCCAUACCUCAAAGAAAUUUCUGGGGCAGAUUUACAUCCCUGACAUCAACUGGGUACUUAUGAUUCUUUGCAUUGCUGUGACUGCUGGAUUCAAGAACCAAAGCCAGAUAGGAAAUGCAUACGGCACUGCGGUGGUGAUUGUUAUGCUAGUUACGACAUUCCUUAUGGUCCCAGUUAUGCUGCUUGUAUGGAAGAGCCACUGGAUCCUUGUUGUCAUCUUCCUCGUGCUCUCCUUGACGGUUGAGCUCCCAUACUUCACAGCCUGCAUUAAUAAAGUGGAUCAAGGUGGAUGGGUCCCACUAGUCAUCGCCAUAACCUUCUUCAUCAUCAUGUACGUGUGGCAUUUCUGCACCGUGAAGCGCUAUGAAUUUGAGAUGCACAGCAAGGUCUCUAUGGCCUGGAUUCUGGGACUAGGGCCAAGCCUUGGCCUUGUCAGGGUCCCUGGAAUAGGCUUUGUGUACACAGAGCUUGCAAGUGGCGUCCCACAUAUCUUCUCCCAUUUCAUCACCAACCUCCCUGCCAUCCAUUCAGUUGUUGUCUUUGUCUGUGUGAAGUACCUGCCGGUAUAUACAGUCCCUGUUGAAGAACGGUUCAUCAUGAAGAGGAUUGGGCCAAAGAACUACCACAUGUUCCGCUGCGUCGCAAGGUAUGGAUACAAGGACAUCCACAAGAAAGACGAAGACUUUGAGAAGAUGCUCCUCGACAGGCUCUUGGUCUUUGUCAGACUAGAGAGCAUGAUGGAUGGCUACUCUGACUCUGAGGAUUUCACCAUGAUGGAGCAGAAGGCUGAGAGGUCCACCAGAGCACUGCUGACUGAGAAGGCUGGAAGCAACACAAUGAGCUCGAUUGGUGACAUGAGCUACUCAUCACACGACUCCAUCAUGCCGGCCAAAUCACCUUUGACAGGGAACAGCCUGACAAGGUACUCGAGCCAGACAUUCGGUGACGAGCAGGAGUUCCUGAACCGGUGCAAGGACGCUGGCAUCGUGCACAUCCUCGGGAACACGGUUGUGCUGGCACGCAGGGAUUCGGGGAUCGUCAAGAAGGUGGCUGUGAAUUAUGUGUACGCGUUCCUUAGGAAGCUGUGCAGGGAGAACAGUGUGAUCUUCAAUGUUCCUCAUGAAAGCCUUCUGAAUGUAGGCCAGAUAUAUUACAUAUGAACAAUUUUUUUGUACUUUUGAUCGGGUUCAGAAGUGAGUAGUUCUGAGCUGCUGCAAUUUGUAGGGCAGGUGAGCAUUGUACAUGAUCAGUCCUAGAGUAAAGGUUCAUUAGUCAGUUUCGUUCCUUUCUCAGGUAUUACUGAUGUUGCUGGUGGCACAUUCUACAUGAGGCUUGUGGGCUGUAUCCAAUUGCCGUUUUUCCUUAGUAAGGCAAAUGGGUUUUGCUUAA
Molecule: messenger RNA, 3399 nt
Organism: Panicum hallii
Lineage: Eukaryota; Viridiplantae; Streptophyta; Magnoliopsida; Poales; Poaceae
Product: putative potassium transporter 12
Exons: 9
Coding region: 801-3170 (789 amino acids)
Biological process (GO): potassium ion transmembrane transport
Cellular component (GO): membrane
Molecular function (GO): potassium ion transmembrane transporter activity
Source: RefSeq, a predicted model, not a curated record